Molecule: messenger RNA, 2700 nt
Organism: Neodiprion virginianus
Lineage: Eukaryota; Metazoa; Arthropoda; Insecta; Hymenoptera; Diprionidae
Gene: EMC8-9
Product: ER membrane protein complex subunit 8/9 homolog
Exons: 5
Coding region: 66-692 (208 amino acids)
Cellular component (GO): EMC complex
Source: RefSeq, a predicted model, not a curated record
UCAGUGGUUGAGCAUAGUCUGUGUUUUAGAGCUCUUCGUGAGUGAAACAACCGAAGAACGCGAGCAUGGCAGAGGUUAGAUUUUCGGUGCGUGCUUACAGCAAGAUAGUUUUACACGCAGCGAAAUAUCCCCACUGUGCAGUAAACGGUUUGCUACUAGCGGAGCAGAAGCCGAGGGAUGCCUCCAGAUCGAAAGAACUCUACAUCGUCGAUGUCGUGCCCCUUUUUCACCUCUGUCUCCAUGUAUCGCCGAUGGCCGAAGUCGCCUUGACUAUGGUCGAUCAAGUCGCUGCUCAUCAAGGUCUGCUAAUUGCUGGUUACUAUUUGGCUAACGAGAAUUUAUUCGAUUUGAGCGUGGACAAGCCAGCUCACAGAAUAGCUGACAAAAUAGCGGAGAGCUAUGCUUCUGCCUUAUUAGUUGUGGUCGACAACAGGAAAGUUACGCUUCGCAUGGAAGAAAAUCCUUUGAGAGUUUCACAAAAUGUAGAUGGAAAAUGGAAACCUAUAGAGAAAAAUAAGAUAAACUUAGAUAAAGAUGUUCUAGAAGGAGUUUCGACGAUGUUGCAAGGGCAAGAUUACCGUGAUCUUGUCGACUUCGACAAUCAUCUCGACAACAUAUCCCUUGAUUGGCAGAACAACGAAUUAAACAAAAUCAUUGACGAAGCAAUAGAGGCUGUUGGUUUAGGUUCUUAAUUCAUUUGUGCGAAAUAGUGCCUCACGAAAAUUCCACGAUACUGUUACUUCCCAAGAGGAAAAAGGGGAAUAACUUGGAGAGUUGUUGCAAGCCUGGAAAACUGAGCAAAGUGAGGGAAUUUUUCAAUAUACAAAAAAAAGUUUGGUGAAUACGGCUGAAAAUUUUUAUCUGGAUUCGGAAUUCACGUCGAUCAUUGACAUAAUCAUGAAUAAUGCAAGUGAAUGAUUCAAUUUGCAUGUCAAUUGGUAAAUUCAUUCGCGUUCUGAUUUGUACGACAGUCAUAUUUUAUCUAAAUAUAAACAAAACAUGCAACAAUUUGAAUAUUACUCGUUCCAGCUUUGUAUUCUAGAACAUAACGUUAUCUCACAUUGGUUCUGUAAAAUGAAUACGCAGUUUGCCACACAUUCCGUAUAUAUGGUACUAAAAUCGUAUUCAAGAAAUAUUCUUACUUGGAAAACAUAUAAAAAUGAUAAAUUUUUCAAUGAAAAAUUUGUAAUAACCCUGAACUUUGCACAGAAUCUUUGAGUACCAUAAUUUUACCAAUGUUAUGUUCAGUGAAAAAAACCUAAUUUAACAAAAAAAUAUUCUAUAUUUAUCUGCACCUUUAAAUCUUUUGUGUCCUAUUCACAAAGUCUAUAAUAAAACAUGCAGACCUCUGAAAACCGACGUUCGAAAGACUAUUUCAAUGUUGCACGUCUAUUCUUACACAUACGUGCAUAUUAUGUGAGUAGGAGAAAAGACGAAUUUUGAUAUGAUUGUGAAAGAAAUGUUUAUUCGGUUUAAGCUUCUCACAAAUGAUUUUUUUGUUCAUUCUACAAAAUUUCAAGUUAUUUGUAAGAAAUUUUACAAAGUAGUUCGCUUGUAUUAUUUUAUUUGUUUUUUUUUUUUAUUGUUGUUGUUGUUAUUAUUAUUAUUAUUAUUAUUAAUAUUUUUUGUUUUGUUUGUCAGAUUUUUAUCACUUUUCUUUUUUUAGCAGUAUACGAUACAUAAUUAAGCCAUCGGUUAUUUAGUCUACUCUUUUAACUUUAUAGCUGUUCAGCUGUACACAAAUUACCUACACCUAUAUCCCUCGUCUCGCCUUUCUCACACUCAUUCCUCGGUUCUCCUACCUUUUUUUGUUUGGUGACAUAUUUCUGAUUACUACGUGCCCUUGAGAUUCAUUUGAAUCGCACACGAGUGACACAAACAGUAAUAGAAAUUUCAACUUUUCAUUUAUUCAGGUACAAAGUUCUUGAAAUUUUAUUUUACAUCGGUAUCUAUGUACUCAUUCACCGUACAACAACACUCGCCGGUUGUUUAAAACUGCGGAUCGCGCCUCUACAUCUCUCAUUAAAAAAAAAAGAAAAAAAAUUAUAAUUAUUAUCUGUAUACUGUUUCGUAGAUUUCAAUUUUUUAGACUUUAUCUGCUUGUAAGCACAGACUGGAUAUUUAAUCAUACCUUUUCUUAAAAUACAUUAUUAUGAGGUUGAAACAAAUGAUAUUUACUUUUUCUUUGUGAAAAAAUUAUUUUUCCUUUUCACUGGAAAUAAGAAAAAGAACUUCCUUGUUUCCUCGCUUUCGAGUGCACACCAUGCGGUCAAAUUUUGCAUGAAAACGUACGAAUAUGUGAGCCAAUAAACAGUUUUUCACAUCACCUUAUUUAAUCUCGCGAAAACGAGAAUAGGCAAGAAUAAUUCUCUGCACAAUUUCUUUCCAGCUCUAUUUGAUGGGGUGCGAUAGAUACGUGCAAUAAUUUAUCACAACCAUUUGUUUUCUUGCCACUCAAUGCGAUCUACUCUAAAAUCGCCGUAUUUAAUAACCUCCGAUAAAUUAAUAAUUCACUUCAUGGCUUGUAGUUUGUUUCUAUUUCUUUAACUUAAGAUAUUAUAAAUCAAACUGCAACUAGCCUCGUGUUCUUUGAUCACUUGCACUGUUUGAUUAUGUUUAGCUUAAACUCGUCGUCAUUGCUGUGGUAUAUUAUCCAUAUACUGUCGGUAAUAUUUGCGAUUUUAUUUUUAUUUAUUUUAA